This is a messenger RNA of Ceratosolen solmsi marchali, 5599 nucleotides long. It is a transcript of the gene Rim, whose product is annotated as Rab3 interacting molecule. The transcript has 23 exons. Bases 758 to 5503 code for a protein of 1581 amino acids. Gene Ontology annotation, molecular function: small GTPase binding; transmembrane transporter binding. Lineage: Eukaryota; Metazoa; Arthropoda; Insecta; Hymenoptera; Agaonidae. The record is from RefSeq and is a predicted model, not a curated record. Gene Ontology annotation, cellular component: presynaptic membrane; cytoskeleton of presynaptic active zone. Gene Ontology annotation, biological process: intracellular protein transport; calcium ion-regulated exocytosis of neurotransmitter; regulation of membrane potential.
GUAUGUAUGCAUGUGUGCGCGAAUAUUUGUGUGGGCGCGUGUGAGUGCGUGUGGGUGUGUGUACGUAGAAGAGAGCAGGAGAGGGAAGAGCGAGAAUUGUAUUUGACCUCGCAAGUGGAAAAUGCCAUUGGAAGUUAUGAAUGUGUAUACGGCGCUAUUGUGAAUGACGCGUGCCAAAGACCUGAUAAAUAAAUGAAAUAAGAAAAGAAAUAGGAAGCGCGAGUUGAGGGUAAAGGAGGUAGCAAGAGCAGCCCGAGCAAAGGGUCGAAGAGCUCGAUAUCGAUCGUAUGCUCCUGACAACUACUCCCCACAUCUACACAACUAUUACUAACCAAGAAGCUGAAGCGGAUAGAAGCCACGCGACAAAGCAGUCGAAGGUAAAACGAGGAGAAAAUAAUGCGACUGGUGGAUCCUGUGCAGGGGUGUCCGUGAUAACAUGACCCUUACAUUUCUACUUCAUUUCGAGAAUGAAGAGACGCAUGAGAGCGCAGAGGAGCUACUAAUCAGGCAGUUUGUAUCAAGUUACAGGCCGGACUAUUGCUACCUCAGUAGUAAGGGUAAGCGUGUGGUCGGCCGUCGACUACUAUACUUGCUGCCUCUCCUGCGGAAGUUCGGGCAUUCAAAAUCUACGUCGUUGUCGUCGUCGUUGCCGCGACGGCCGCCGGCUGGUGGAUGACUCGCCCAGGUGUCCAGCGCAGCCUGCGUGUAGUAGUAUUAGCUACGACUAGAGAUAAAAAAGAAAGGGGAAGAUUACAGGAUGGAGGAUAUGCCAGACCUCUCUCACCUCACGCCCGAGGAGAGGCGUCACAUCGAAAGCGUCAUGAUGCGUCAAAAGCAGGAGGAGGAACAUCAGAAUGAAAUCAUGAGGCGAAAACAGAAUGAGGUGCAAGUACUGGAGGACACAAUAUCCCGGGCACGUACCGAAAGGUUGAAGAAUGCGGGGGUGGAUCUUGACGUGACCUGCGAAAUAUGCGUGAAGACCAAAUUUGCUGAUGGGGUUGGUCACAUUUGCAAUUACUGUAAUGUUCGAUGCUGCGCUCGCUGCGGCGGAAAAGUUUCCUUACGCUCCAAUAAGAUAAUAUGGGUGUGCAUAUUGUGCCGGAAAAAGCAGGAGUUACUAUCCAAGUCCGGCCAAUGGAUAAAUAAAUCGAAUAUCGGCGGCACUGAUAAUGCGAUGCUCCGUCGCAUGCAAGAAGAUAUGCAAAGUAUGAUGCCGGCGGGCAUUAUAGUCGAUCAAACACAGGAUAAACGCCCGAAACUGGAGAGGGCACACAGCGCUGUUGAAAAAGAGAAUCUUCCACUUUUGCAGCGCAGUGGCAGUUUGCUCAGGCGACAGUACUCACAUCAAGAUCAGAUAACUGGAAGACGGCUGUCGACAAGUGACAGAGGUGUCGAGAUAUCCAUCACUCCCAAUUCGAGGACCUUACCGACCCCGCGUGUCGCACCUUACCAGGCACAAGAAACACCAAGACAUCCAGCUGCUUAUCCGGAUGACGAUCCCAGCUUAUAUCACGGCGAAUUGGAAGGCCUCAUGAGACAGAAUGCCUCGUACCAACGGCAACGGCAAAUCUAUCAGAAUUCGGAUAUUCCCAUGGUGUACGGGCAUCAAGGAAUUGAUCAGAGCGAUGGUGUACGAGCUCCGAUGCAUCCAGUUUCGCAACAGCAACAGCAUCACCAACUCCAUCCGUGUCAUCCCCAAGGACAAACGCAACAGGGCCAACGAAGUUUCAGUAGUAGCGAGGAGGAGCGCAGUACGCCUGAAUGUGCUAGUGACGAACACGACGAUCGUGAACAUGGGAAGGGAUACUACGAAGAGAGCUCGCACAACGGCCACGAUCAAAGCGAGCCGAUGAUGAGCAUCGUAUAUAACGGCCAUAAUCGAGACGCGCCGCGCACAGAAGAGACUUUCGCGAGGAGGAACUUUCGACGCAACAGCGAUGAGUGGCAAGCCGAUGCUAGGAGGUUCACCGAGCGAAGGGGGAAAAAGACGGUGCGAUUUCAUGGUGGAACGAGUACCGGGGGCGGCUCGCAAGAGGAUUGGUAUUGGGAGGCCGAUCGUCAGGGUAGCCAAGACAGUGCAACCAAAGACUCUGGCAUUGACACCUCGAGUACAUUUACGAGCAGCGAAGAUAGCAACAAGGGCGACCUGCCCAAGCAUCCGUCGCCGUGGCAGGUGAGCAGUGAUGGCCACAAGUUGAUCGGUCACAUGGUCCUGCGCAAGUCGUCGCAGGGUCCGGGUACAAGCAAUAGUAGCAUACUUGGCCUGAAGGUCGUCGGGGGCAAGCUUUUAGAGGAUGGUUCAAUGGGCGCUAUCAUCGAGAAGGUGAAAAAAGGCAGUCCCGCCGACAUCGAGGGACAGCUCAGAAGUGGCGAUGAGGUACUCCAAUGGAACAACAGGCCGCUCCAGGGGAAGAGCUUCCAGGAUGUUUCGGAUGUGAUAGCGAUGUCGCGCAACGAGGGACAGGUCGAACUCGUCGUCUCGCGGAAUCUCACAGCCUCCACAAGCGCCCUUUCUAUCAUGGGCGAUAAAACGUCCACCGGCCAUCAGCAGGACAUGUCGUCCACCCCGGACUUCGGAAGUCCAAAUAGUAGUGGUAGUGGUCUCGCGCACAUGCCCACGAGCCGAUAUAGCGCGCAAGCGCAAUGGCGACAGAAACAUGAUGCGACAUUACCGCAACAGCCCCAUCACAAAGAGUUAUACGACGUGCGGAGCAAUAAGCCAUCUGUUCUCGUGACAUCGCCCGGAUCACCGGACCUCUAUGCCCAGGGCCGAGUAUCCAGUCGACACUUUCGGCCGCACGUGGCAAGCCAACAAGUAGGGGGUAACAGCGUGGGCGGCAGAUUACAAAUAAAACUAAACUUCGACACGAGUACAUUGCAACUCGCCGUGACGCUGGUAUGCGCGACCGGACUGACACCCCGUAACAACGGCCAACAAAGAAGUUCCUACGCUAAGAUGUACCUUCUUCCUGACAGAAGUGAAAAGUCGAAAAAACGAACGAAGACAUUGGCAAACACAAAUGAACCGCGAUGGGACCAAACAUUCGUCUACAGCGGUAUUAGAUGGUCCGAAUUAAGGCAGCGAUCACUCGAAAUCACUAUAUGGGAUUACGGAAGGUACGGUGCGAACGACUUUCUUGGUGAAAUUAUACUCAAUCUUGCGGCCUCAACGCUUAAUGAUGAUCCAGAAUGGCAUUAUCUCAUGGCUCAUGAAGAACACCGCCAAACAAGUUGCUAUCAAGAUACGACGGAUGAUAUAGUGACGACACCGGGCGACUGUCACCUGAGUCCACCGUCAACGACAUCGAGAUUAAGUGACUCCGAUACGUCGGAAUGCGACAUAACCGACUGUGACGGCUCCAGGGAGCACAGAAGAACUGCCGAUGGAGCGAGUAUUAGCAGUAUUGGCAGCUCCUCCAGGUUUCAUAAUACGCCGCCAAAUUAUAAGCGCCACUAUUCCAGCCCGCCGCCGGAGAAGGAAUUAUGCGUCGAUGGUGAGCACCGAAGUCGUAGAGACAUGUCGCCCCAGGGUCGGAAGCGCGCCGCCCUCAUGGGCUCGCGGGAACAGCCCGCCUCCAUAUCCGGAUACCAGCAUUACCGAAAGGAUGAGCCACAUCGUACGGCAAUACUCAGUCACAGAUCUCAUAGCGCUGCUCCAAUGGACUCGUCGAGUCUGCGAUACCGUAGAAGGUCACAAAGUCCUAGUGGUCAUCGUUCCCUUUCGCCACCGGACCACAGAUCUAUGCCUUUCUCAUCCGCAUAUUUACCAGCGAGAUUUGGUUCUAGAUCCGCUACGGCAACACCCACAGGCUCGCCAAAGAAGCGCCAGCUGCCUCAAAUACCAGCCAACUUGCAUGCUGCCCUCAAAGAACGCGUUGCUCAUGAUUUGGAGGAGAGAGCAAGAUUUAUAAGGCAUCGCAAUCGGCCGAUUAAUACAAUUUACAGAUGUGGAGUGGGAGGUUGGGAUAGGCGAUUCAGCGGACUGUCAGAUUCUGAUUUACCGUCGAUGGGACACGAAAUCCAUUCGCUAUCGCACGGUCAUGUUCACAGAAUGCCUAGAAUAAGAAGAGGCCACAUGAGUCCCGAAAAGGACAUCUUGGCCGAUCUAGGUGACUCCGACAUGGAAAGCAUCGCGUCAGUAACGAGUAGUGCCUUUAGCACGCAAUCCGAAAGACCACGUGGCUCUCGAGGAUUAAUUGACUACGCAAGCCCGAGCGGUUCGUACGACAAGCCAAGCAGAUAUCCAAUUGAUGAUAACGAACGACGCAACGGCAGCGUUAAGAGAGGCCAGUUCGCAAGGAGUUUCAGUAAUGCCGAAGCGCCCGCGGACGAGAAUGUCGACGGCAGUCUAAGUGAUACAGCGGUCGGCCUGCACGUGGAGGAAAACUCAAGACGAGGCCGUAAAAAUUCGCCAAACAACAAGAAAAAUAGCAUCGGCAGUAGGGAAGUAGGAGGCGGUGGAAGCGGCGGAAUUGGCGGAAGUGGUGUCGUGGGUGGAAGUAGCGGAGGUAGUAUCGGAAUCGUUCAGUAUCAGCCGGCCUUGGGCAAGAAGAGUAACAGCACGAGUCAGCUGUCAGCUCAGCCAUGGUUUUUCUUCUUUUUGUUUGUUGUUUGCAUUAUGACCAAUACCAAUCGACGUACCGCCCCCUCAGAAUGCAGUGCUGGAAGCGACGGCGUCGGCGGUGGCAUCGGCGGCAACAGCAGCGGCAGCGUGACCCUGGGCCAGAACUUACCCGGCUGGGGCCCCGUAACGACUUCAACCUCGGGCCGUAAGCGGAACAGCACCCCGAGCACGAUACAGCGCUCUCAAGAGGUGAUGCCGAGCUGCCAACCGCGUGCCGCAACCUCGAGCCCCAGCCGGGCUAGACAGACACCGUCCAGCGCCUGCCCGAGCGACAGUGUCGGCAGCCUUAACUCCAUUUCGAAUUCCGAUGGAAGCUCUUGGUCACCAAAUUUACGCGUGGCGGGCGAUAGCAGUCAGUUAAACGAAUUUAUCGAGGGUCUUGGACCCGGACAAUUGGUCGGAAGACAAGUUCUAGGGGCUGCUUCCCUUGGUGAUAUACAAUUGUCUCUGAGUAAUACGAAAGGUUAUUUGGAAGUGGAAGUAGUUAGAGCUCGUGAACUUCAGCCCCGACGUGGUAGCAAAACUUUGCCAGCUCCUUAUGUAAAAGUUUAUCUUGUAAGCGGUAAAAAGUGUAUAGCGAAAGCCAAAACAACAACAGCGAGAAAAACACUGGAACCAUUUUAUCAGCAGCCGUUAGCCUUUAGAGAGAACUUUCGUGGAUGUAUAUUACAGGUGACAGUGUGGGGUGAUUAUGGCCGCCUAGAAGGGAAAAAAGUGUUCAUGGGCGUGGCCCAGAUCAUGCUGGACAAUCUGAAUCUCAAUGAAAUGGUAUUCGGCUGGUACAAACUUUUCGGCACCACAUCCCUGGUCAGUGGACCACCUUCUAUUGGCUUGUCUCGUCGAUCAUCCGCGGCCUCCCUCGAAUCUUUAAAAUUCUAAUUCGACAAUUCGAUACAUGUCAUUAUAAGCACAGGUCGCGCGAAUUUCCUUUAAGAAAUAAUUUAAUAUCCCGAGAGAAAAAAAAGAAAGAAAGAG